AUGGGUCAGCACAACCGCAUUCUGGGCGCAGUUAACCAGUGUGAACUCGCUGCAGCUGCAAAUAAUCGUGUUCAGUGUGCCAAUCCAGAGCAAGUCGUGGUAACACACUGUGAACUCUUCUUUUACGCUUGUCGCGUAGUGGAGCGCUUACCACGCACGCAGCUCGUCACUCCGCUGGAGAAUUUCCCCCACUUUGCCGCUCUUGAUCCGCUGUUCCUUAUGUCUGAGGAACUGACAAAGUCCUACACACCGAGUCUCCAGCAAGCUGGUUUUGUCCUCCGGCGUCUGUCAGUAGGUGACCUUCAGUCCGCCCUCGCGCUGACUUCGAUCAAGACUCCUCAAGGGGCGGUCAGCAGCCCCGCCGCUAACCAACCGUCAUCUACUUCAAACGGAGUGUCUGCGGCCAGCGUAGAGUUAACUUCAUCGCCGGAUGGGGUAGCUAGAGCCUGA
Dibothriocephalus latus is the source of this 450-nucleotide messenger RNA. The record is from the annotation of a GenBank genome assembly. Lineage: Eukaryota; Metazoa; Platyhelminthes; Cestoda; Diphyllobothriidea; Diphyllobothriidae.